AUGAAUGUGGUCCUAGCUGCCUUGCUGACUCUUCUAGCAUCUAUGGAACUUGCUCAUGCUCUGCGGUGCUACACCUGCAAGAGGCCUACAGACCUUGCAAAAUGUGUCUCCAUAACAAACUGCUCCGAGGAGAUGACUGCCUGCAAGACCACCGUGCUCUCUUUGGAUACAGGAUACCCGUUCUUUGGAAACGUAUCCGUGGAGAAGUCCUGCUCCAAAAACUGUGUCCCUUCUGAUCCAGAUGCACUCGGCGAGCGCCACCCUGACUAUUGCUGCUACACGGAUUUGUGCAAUGUUCGUGCGGGGUCAGAGGUCAACACCACUGUCUCCACCACGACCAUCAUGGUCACUUUGGCCCUGGCCCUUCUCUGGACAGGAUUAAGUGGCCUCUCCCGACCUGUCAAAGCUGUCAAGGAGGAAGCCGGCAUUGGAGGCUGCUUGGCGUGA
Anolis sagrei ordinatus is the source of this 447-nucleotide messenger RNA. Its product is annotated as secreted Ly-6/uPAR-related protein 1-like. The record is from RefSeq and is a predicted model, not a curated record. Gene Ontology annotation, cellular component: plasma membrane. Lineage: Eukaryota; Metazoa; Chordata; Lepidosauria; Squamata; Anolidae.